GAUCAAGAUCGAAACUGAUGUUUACAUUUACCCUUUUAUAUUGUUUUUAGUAUCAAAAUGGCAGAGAAAAUCAACUGUUUGAAAAGAUUGGGUGAUAAUGUGAAAAAGUAUAAACUGAUCACAUUGGAUGGCAAAGAAGAGGUAACUAUUGGUAGAAAUCCAGAUGUGACAGUAUGUAUUUUAUCUACUAUGAUAUCACGAUGCCAUGCUAUACUGAAGAAAAAGAAAACUGGAGAGUGGACAAUUAAAGAUAAUAAGAGUUUGAAUGGAUUGUUUAUAAAUGGUAAGAAGUUGGAGCCUAUGACCAGUACAACACUGCAUGAUGGUGAUAUAGUACAGUUUGGUGUACAGACUAGUCCAGAUACACCAGCAGAAUUCCUCUUUCAAUACUAUACUGCUCUAAAAGUCAAACGAGUAAGGAAAGCUGAAGAUACUGUAGAUGGUGCUGAAUCUUACGGAAAAAGACCAAGACUAGCAGGCAAUGAGGCAAAUAAAGCAGAAAAAGCGUCAUGUAGUAGAACAGGGGAACCAAUGUGUGACAGUGCUGUAUCAAGUUCACAGCCAGAUUUUGGGCACACCGAUACUCCAACAAAACAUAAGCGACCAUUUGCUGGUCAAAAUUCUCCAUAUGAAAAAUACAGGAAGAAAAUGGAGGAACAAGAAGCCCAGGCUGGAGAAAAACUAGCAGAAAUGGAAGCUAAACUUAAGGAAAUGCAGAGAUUACUGCAGGAAAAGGAUUCUGCUAAAGAUGAAAUGGAGCAAGAAUUAAAAGAAGAAAAACUGAGAAGGGAAAAACAAAUCAAAAUGAUGGAGGAUCUGAAAGAAAAGGAGAAACAAAUGAAGGAAGAGUUACAGAAAAAACAGGAUGAGCUGGCUAGAGAAAAGAUGGAGAUGCAAGAAAGAAUGAAGGAAGAGCUGGAAGUGAAAGAAGCUACUCUUCUUGAAAACCUUGAAAAACAAAAACAGGCAUUAAUGAAUGAGAAGAGAGAAGUGGAGGAAAAAUUAAAACAGGAGCUGGAGUCUGAACGAGAGAAAGAUAAACAACUAUCAGAAGAACUAAUACUACAACGUCAAAGGCUUGAAAAGGUGAUAGAAAAUAAGGAGGCAGAGCAGAAACUGCUUGAAAGUCAGCUAAAUGAUACAAAGAAAGAGAAAGAUAGGAAAGAAGAAGAAGUUCUCAAAGCUAAAGAAGAUGUGCUCUCUAAUUUUGCUGAAUUGAUGGAAACAGAGCUCCAAUGUAGCAUAUGCAAUGAACUUUUUAUUAGGGCUACAUCAUUGAACUGUUCUCAUGCAUUUUGUUACUUGUGUAUAAGUCAAUGGAUGAAGGUGAAGAAAGAGUGCCCCCAAUGUAGAACUGCCAUUAAUACACAUAUGCGCUCAAUAGUUCUUGAUAGUUAUAUAGAUAAAAUGGUGGAACAAUUCAGUGAAGAAAUGAAAACUAGAAGAAAAGAAUUGGUUGUUGAACGCAAAAAGGAAGAAACUGCAUUUGAUGAAGCCAACAAACCAAAGCCAGCUGCUGCUAGAGGUCGUGGUCGUGGUGGUCGAGGGCGAGGGAGAACUAGAGGAGGGUUGAUGGCAGCUCCUCCCGCACUGCCGGAACCUCCACCUAUCACAAUAUCAGAGGAUGAUGAUAGCAGCCUUGAUGAUGAUGAUGAUUUUAAUUCCUUAUCAGAUUCUGACAGUGAGGGAUAUAUGGAAGGUGAUGACGGAGCUUACUUUGGAGGAUAUGGGCAUUGUUUUAACUGUGGUAUGCGUGGCCAUUGGGCAAAUGGUUGUCCCUACAGAUAACAGAAACUACUGCUGUGGUCAGAUAUAAAGUACAGGAUUGCUUUUUAAAGAACUUUGUCAAGACAAACUAAAUAAUAGACGCCAGGACAAGAGGUCAUUGCUUAUGCGGAUUUCACUGUUAAGAUUUUGAACGAUUGUUUGCAGAGAAGACAGAGCAUGGCUUGAAUAUUCCAUACACAAAGUUUAUUACUACAGCAAAAAUGUAGUGUUUUAUGAUAAAUGAGCCGCGUCACGACAAAACCAACAUAAUGGGUUUGCGACCAGCAUGGAUCCAGACCAGCCUGCGCUGAUCAGGAUCCAUGCUGUUCGCUUUCAGUUUCUCUACUUGUAAUAGGGUUUGUAAGCGAAACAGCAUGAAUCCUGAUCAGACUGCAUGGAUGCGCAGGCUGGUCUGGAUCCAUGCUGGUCGCAAACCCAUUAUGUUGGUUUUGUCGUGACGCGGCUCAAAUGAUGAUCAAAGAGUUGAGGUGAUUCUCAAAGAUGCAGAUUGUAUUUAUAAUGGAAUGCAGUGAUAGAAAUGGUUAAAGAUGUUGAACUUGUAUUAUGAAUUAACUUCUUUGGUGCGAGAUUAAUGAUCAGAAUUGAUAUGAUGUAUAUUCAUAUAUGAAUACAAAGUAAUUUUAAUAGAAAUUACAUGGUUUCACAUACUUAUAUGUCAACCAUACUUACUUACUUACUAACUGGCGUUUGCAAAUGUCAACCAUAAGUUUGGUUAUCCUCUCAUUUGUUAAGGUUUUGCAUGCAUCUUCUAUCCUUGUUAAUCACUGUAGGAACUUUGUCUUUGAUAUCUUAUUGUAGGUCACUUUCAAAGAUUUCAUACUUUUUGCAUGAUAUUUAACUGUAGAACCCAUUCUUAGCUAUUGUUUGGACUGCCAGUUCUAUCUCUGUAACCACCAAAGUAUUCAAUUGAAUCUCAACACUGUUUUUAAGGUUGUAUAAAUUGUAGGUUGUUUAGGGGAAAAAAAGAACAGCUCCAAACUCUAGGUUUAAUUGUUCCCUUUUGUGCACUUUCUUGCACAUUCUGAUGUUUUAUUAACAAAAUCUGAGGAUUGAGUUGAAAGCAUUAUUCUGUGUAUUUGUAUGGUUUAAAAAUGAUGAUUAAUGAAACUGAUAAUGAAGUGAAUGAGAGUGUUGAGAAUGAAUGUAAAAGCUUACCAUAUUGUAUUUGUACAUGUGCUGUCAUACCUUAAUCAUUUGUCUUAAAUUGUUAAUGAUUUGUUUGUUUCUUUAAUUUUUGAGAAUUUUUCUUUUGCUUUUAAUAUGCUUCAAUCUGGCUUUUUAAUUUGAAAUACUGAGUAUCAGAUUUUUUUUUAAAUUAGGAAGUCCAUAGUUUACAAAAGUUAAAAAAAACCCAAAUAGAAAGGUCAAAAGGAGGAUUAAUAGUUGUCAUCAGGUAAUCUAGCAUGUUUAACUUUUAUAGACAAAAUUCUGGAAAGAGUCAUCAUUCAAGUUACAGACAUGGUUUUUUUACUAACUAAUUUUAAUUUGAAACAUACAGUCUAACAUGCCCAUGUGACCAACUUCUGUCUUUUUUUGUAACCACUAUUAUUCCCCACCAAUCAUUUUCUGUCUAUAUCUUUUAAUGUGUUAAGCAACUUUUGCUCAACGCGACCAGCAAUCGCUUAUUAGUCAGCAAAAUGAGAUCAAUGUUUUCAUCAAGCAUCCAUUUUUACCUAUCAAGUGUCCACUUUUACCUGUCAAGUGUUUGUGGUUUUAAAGAACGCCUUCUCCUGAUUUCACAAGUGUCAACAAUCAAAACGCAAUAUAUAAAUGUAAAAAAGCUUUAUUUCCCAAACCGUUUUUAGCGUAUGCAAAUAAAGUUUUAAAAUCUUGGGGUGGGGGGGGACAUAUACGUGUAUGUAACGGAUCAAAACAGUUUUGUCAAAAAGUAUCAGAAAAUCAUUUUUUUCAGCAUCUAUUUAGAUUAUCGGAGUGUUAUAAUGAUUAAACAUUGAUACGUUUGACUGUAAAUGUUUGCUUGUUGCCUAUUUGAAAAUUUCAGCAUUUCUUCAAAAUUACUUUAGUUUAUAUCUUUAUUAUAAGUUUAUAGCUCUAUUAUAUAUCCUAUGUAUUUUUUUUUAAGCAAAAGCAUGUUUGGACAAUUUAUUUAAUCCUCUUUUAGAUUUCACAUUUUCAUAUGACACUGAUGAUAUUUCUUUGAAAAUGAUUUCUAAUUUUUGUUAUUAACAUAUCCCUAAUGCCAUUGUUCAUUCACAAUAUAAUUUCCCUCUUAAACUGAGCAAAACAUUAAAAUAGUUUUGAAAAGUUCAUAAA
Ruditapes philippinarum (Manila clam) is the source of this 4062-nucleotide messenger RNA. RefSeq names its product E3 ubiquitin-protein ligase RNF8-like. Lineage: Eukaryota; Metazoa; Mollusca; Bivalvia; Venerida; Veneridae. Gene Ontology annotation, cellular component: site of double-strand break; nucleus; cytosol. The record is from RefSeq and is a predicted model, not a curated record. Bases 58 to 1788 code for a protein of 576 amino acids. Gene Ontology annotation, biological process: ubiquitin-dependent protein catabolic process; double-strand break repair; protein K48-linked ubiquitination. The transcript has 11 exons. Gene Ontology annotation, molecular function: zinc ion binding; ubiquitin protein ligase activity; nucleic acid binding.